AUGCUGAACGAAUCAGUAGAACUCUUACCAGUACCAAACACGAUGAAAAUACAUCAGAUUAUUAACAAUGUUGACUUAGCUAACUCUAUUUUCUACCGUUGUUUAAGUUGCUUGUUUAAGUUGCGACUGUCACAAUUUGAAAUCUGCGGAGAAAUGUUAAAUGAAAAAUCUAUUCCGUCUAAAACGUCUAUAACAGUAUUAGCUGACAUUAAAAAUACUCAAGAAAACAGAUCUUAUUUUAAUUUGAGACAAUAUGGACCAUUCAAUUUAAAACAAAUAAACCUCAAAACAGACAUUGCUAGCAAAAGUUUGAAAGAAAAUUCUCAUGACAGAAUGAAGAAAUGUUCAAAGAAAAGAAAAAUAAAAGAGAUACACCUUAAAAUAAAUAAGAAACUUAAAACGGAAGAGGAGAGCAGUACAGACGAAGAUAUGACGAUUUCUUUGCAUGAUACUUCUGAUGAAGAGUAUCACAUUACAGAUGAUAUCUUAUCAGAUGAUGAUUAUCUGUAUCAUAUGGAUUAUCAAUUGAAAGAACAGAAGAACGUUACAAAUUUAAGAAAAAUAUCAGACACAAUUAAAAUAGAGAGAGAAAAAAUAGAACAAUCAAGCCAUGAAGAUACAUACACUGGUAAAAACACAAGAGAAAUAAACAUUUUUUCUAAUGAAAAUCAGGGAGUAGUUAAAACUAAUUUAGCUGGACAAUCUGUGAUUGCUACGACUCUGCAGGAUGAUGAAAAUAACUUUGCCAAUGCAAAAAAUGACUCGGAAGUGACAUCAAAAAUUAAUACAGACAUAUGGAGGCUAUCUUUCAAAGACACUGUACUUGUAAGGUAUUAUCAAAGAACCGCGUGGAAGUAUUACAUAGGAUUCUUGGAAGACAGUUUUAAAAAAGAAGGAAAAUCUUAUUUUACCAUACGAUUUCUGAAAACCAUUAAAAAACCGGAGCUAAAGUUUAUAAUUCACAAAAUAAAAGAUGAAGAUACUGUAACUGAAGAUUUAAUAGUUAAGCAGGUUAAAAUAACCCAAAACACAAAACGACCAAAAGAAUACUUUUUAGCUGAUCCUAGUGAUAAGGUUUAUUUUGAGUAA
Parnassius apollo (apollo) is the source of this 1089-nucleotide messenger RNA. The record is from the annotation of a GenBank genome assembly. Lineage: Eukaryota; Metazoa; Arthropoda; Insecta; Lepidoptera; Papilionidae.